Penicilliopsis zonata CBS 506.65 is the source of this 620-nucleotide messenger RNA. RefSeq lists its product as hypothetical. Bases 75 to 449 code for a protein of 124 amino acids. Lineage: Eukaryota; Fungi; Ascomycota; Eurotiomycetes; Eurotiales; Aspergillaceae. The record is from RefSeq and is a predicted model, not a curated record. The transcript is spliced from 3 exons.
GUUUGUUGCUCCUUGCAUCCUUCUGCGACGGCAACGACCUGGGCCCUGCGCAGUCGGCAAACGCUCAGCGAUCGAUGACUGAGAGCAGUGCGGCAAAACAAGCGAAAACGACACCCUCGGAUGAUCGGCCCAGCAAUGGACAUGCGGACAACAUGAAGGCUAGCAUAUCGGAAGGAGAGAGCGCUACGAAGGAGUCGGGCUCAAAGGCGAACAGUCAGCUAUCGCCAACGCCCAAAUCGGACAGUACUGCCACCGCGGCGCACGCGAGCCCCAAGAAGCGCCGCAAGGUGAAUCAUGGUAAGCGAUCGUUCUUCCGCUCUGCAUGCUGCAGGGAUGGUACUCCAGCGGAACUGCAUAUCAGGGGAAGCGCCGGCGACAUUUGGAAGAGCACGUUGCUGACUCGAUUGCCAUGCUUGCAGCAUGCGUCUACUGCCGACGUUCGCAUAUGACUUGCGAUUCGGUACGACAUGUUGCCCAAUUUCUUGGCCCCACCAUCCCCUUCUUCGUGAAACGUCGUGCAAAACAUUCGUUCCAUGGGGAGGGGGGGAAGAAGGCUUUUCUGCGCAGAUGGCUAGUUGCUGAUAUAUUCUAGGAACGCCCUUGUACACGAUGUAUAAAGC